CGAAUACAACGAUGAAUCGCGUACUUGUUUUGUCAAUGCUGGUUUUUGUUGCGGCAGCACAGGUAAUCAGCUCAGAACGAUUACCCUGUAACCUGGAAGUGUACGACAAUGACGAGGAUGGGGAGGUGUCCCAGGAAGAAUUCCUAGCGGUAGCACAGAGCCACGGACGCACAGAGGACGACUUAGUACAAAAGACCUUCGCCAUCGCUGAUACGGACGGGGACGGGUUCCUCACUACAGAUGAAUUCGAAAGAAAUGCUGCUUCCUUGUUCGCUGCUGGUAUCGUCCAAAAAUGCACCAGAUCAAACAAAAACUGGACAAACCAUUAAUUCCAAUGUUGCUGAAAUAUAUUAUCUUGCUCGAAUACAGGAAAAUAAAUAUCACGUA
Messenger RNA from Ostrea edulis (European flat oyster), 387 nucleotides. RefSeq lists its product as uncharacterized. The transcript has 4 exons. The coding region runs from base 12 to 329 and encodes 105 amino acids. Gene Ontology annotation, molecular function: calcium ion binding. The record is from RefSeq and is a predicted model, not a curated record. Lineage: Eukaryota; Metazoa; Mollusca; Bivalvia; Ostreida; Ostreidae.